AUAGUUUUGCAGCGCUCAUGCAACAUCGCCAACAGUGUACCCAAUACAAUUUGCUGUAUAGGUCCACUUGACAGUCUCUGUUCUCUGACGCCGCUCUUGUAGAGGCAGAACGCAUCACACACGAUCUGUUCAGCUUUAAGACUUUUGAUGUAUGGAUUUGAUAGUCAGUGUAGAAUAUUGUGUUAUUGCAGAGGACGGAAUUAAAUAAAUCUCACUAACUCCAUGCACUGCUCAACGGAUCCAGCUACAGGAGUCCGUCUGCCAGUAAGAUGAGGUUGCUACAACACUGACCGACAACACGUCUCACACACUGGAUCACAGUAACCUGGAUGCAACACACUCCUGCAGACCAAGAUGUGUGUAUCUGCCCUGUCUCGGCGGCUGAUGCUGUGUCUGCAGCUGUUGGUGAUGGUGGUUUUCAGGACACAAGGUGAGGUCAUCGCCCCCUCCAGCAUGACCGCUGUGGCGGGCCUCCCCUUCACGCUGGGCUGUAACGUCACCAUAGCAACUGGCGACACGGUCAAGCAGGUCCGCUGGCUGAACAAACACAAGCAGGUUCUCCUGGCGUACGAGCCAGGCGAGUCGGUCAGAACCACCUCCCGCCAAGACGACGUGGAACUAACUUCCUCGCACCGCAACGUUAGCGCCAUCACCAUCAAGAGGGUGGGGCCUAACGACGAGGGCUGCUACCGCUGCAUCUUUGACAUCUACCCCAGUGGAGCACAGGAGGGAAUGACCUGCCUCAGUAUCGAAGUCAAAGUGGGCAAUGAGGGUAAUAAAACAGCCAUCAGCGGGAAGCUGGCCACCAUGUCCUGCUGGUACGGCCUCCCAGACAGGGUACGCCAGGUCCUGUGGAGAAAGACUGCAGAGCAGGGCGACACGGCCACGUUGGCCUCCUUUGCCAAGCGAGGCCAACCCAGCAUUGAGGAACCUUAUCGGGGACGCAUGACCCUGAACCCCUCCCUGGGAGACACACAGCUCUCCAUCAGGCCGGUGAAGACGGAGGACGAGGGCUGCUACACCUGCGAGUUCCACACUUACCCAGAAGGCACCAGGAGCGCCACGGCCUGCCUCUUUGUAUAUGUGCUGCCCAACCCAGAGAUCACCCACGUGACCUCCAGCGGGGUCAUCGAGGCCAACUGCACGGCCGCAGCCCGUCCUGCAGCCCAGAUGGUAUGGAAUGUGGAGGGGGACAACCGGACGCUGGGGCCGUCCGUGUCCUCGUCCUACGACCAGGGGGACGGCACCACCCUGGUCACCAGCACCCUCCUCCUCCAGGAGGCCCUGCCCCACGACCAAUCCGUCAAAUGCAUGGUGCACCACCGAGGCCUGGACUCGCCCAUGUCCGUCAACCUCAAUGUUGGUUCGGCCCUCACUACUAUCAUCUCAGUAUCCUGUGUGGCAGCCCUGCUCCUGUGCUGUCUGUGUGUGUGCCUCUGCAAGUGCUUCCUGUGUCGAGACGAUUGAGAUUUGACCUGGAAUGGUGGAAGAAGGACUGUUUUGAUGAGAAGCCAGAGUUCUGGUCAUCCAGCUAGACUUAUCAGCUCCUCAGCACCAUACGCCCCAUGUCUGUUAGAAGGAACAACUCACUACAGUACUACACAUCACCAACAGCUGUUUCCCCAGGUCCCACUGGGUGAACUGGACAUAAACCUUCAUCCCACCAGUGACAACAACAUCAACAACACUAAAGCCAUGUUUCUAUUAACAGUAGAUAUAAAGACACUUAUCAACAUGUGGCUUUGAAGUUUUAGUUUGUCUGGUCCCAGAUCAGUUUGUAAUGACUUGCCAACUCCUAUAGUCAUUGUUACGAUCUGAUCCCAGAUCUGGCUCAGCAGAUCUGGGAUCAGGCUAUAACCGGUCCACUCGAUGAAGACAAAGGCCCUUAAUAGGAAGUGCUUUAAAAGUAGGUUUUAAAUGAUACGUUCGCAAAAACGUUCUAAUUACACUAAUGUUGAACAGUUACUGUGAGUUUAAGGACCAGGCUGCUUUUUUAUGUAGGAGUUCUCCUGUUAUUAGUUUGUGUGAUUUUGCUGCUGUUAUAAGGGCAGGGCGGGGUGGGGGGGUGUUACACAUAUCUUUAUUUUAUGACUCAAAAACACAAACACACAAGUUGACUUCAUGGGAGUUCCAGUAUUAAAAUGCAAUUUGCCAUGUAUUAAUACAAACAAUAUCAUAUAUAUUUCUCAUGCUCAAUAUUUAACUAUUUACAACAGGGAAUGACAAAAUGUCUGUUGGCCUUUCCUAUUGAAGCGUAUUCCUACCAUCUGACCAUUUGAACUGAAGGUGUAAUUACAGCAGGAAAAUGGCCUCCAACUUUUCAGCCUGUUUAAACCUCACAACAGAUGUAUACAAAUGAACUACUACUGUUUAUUAGCAAUAAACUCUUCAGCAUCU
Molecule: messenger RNA, 2397 nt
Organism: Oncorhynchus kisutch (coho salmon)
Lineage: Eukaryota; Metazoa; Chordata; Actinopteri; Salmoniformes; Salmonidae
Product: OX-2 membrane glycoprotein
Exons: 8
Coding region: 355-1467 (370 amino acids)
Biological process (GO): negative regulation of neuroinflammatory response; heterotypic cell-cell adhesion
Cellular component (GO): cell surface; neuronal cell body; axon
Molecular function (GO): cell-cell adhesion mediator activity
Source: RefSeq, a predicted model, not a curated record